AUGCCGCAACUAGUGGUGGCUGACCCCUGUAGAGGGGCAAGUCUCUUUCAUAGAGCAACACAGCCUGGCAACCUAGUGGUGGCUGACCCCUGUAGAGGGGCUAGUCUCUUUCAUAGAGUAACACAGCCUGGCAACCUAGUGGUGGCUGACCCCUGUAGAGGGGCUAGUCUCUUUCAUAGAGUAACACAGCCUGGCAACCUAGUGGUGGCUGACCCCUGUAGAGGGGCAAGUCUCUUUCAUAGAGUAACACAGCCUGGCAACCUAGUGGUGGCUGACCCCUGUAGAGGGGCAAGUCUCUUUCAUAGAGUAACACAGCCUGGCAACCUAGUGGUGGCUGACCCCUGUAGAGGGGCAAGUCUCUUUCAUAGAGCAACACAGCCUGGCAACCUAGUGGUGGCUGACCCCUGUAGAGGGGCAAGUCUAUUUCAUAGAGUAACACAGCCUGGCAACCUAGUGGUGGCUGACCCCUGUAGAGGGGCAAGUCUCUUUCAUAGAGUAACACAGCCUGGCAACCUAGUGGUGGCUGACCCCUGUAGAGGGGCAAGUCUCUUUCAUAGAGUAACACAGCCUGGCAACCUAGUGGUGGCUGACCCCUGUAGAGGGGCAAGUCUCUUUCAUAGAGUAACACAGCCUGGCAACCUAGUGGUGGCUGACCCCUGUAGAGGGGCAAGUCUCUUUCAUAGAGUAACACAGCCUGGCAACCUAGUGGUGGCUGACCCCUGUAGAGGGGCAAGUCUCUUUCAUAGAGUAACACAGCCUGGCAACCUAGUGGUGGCUGACCCCUGUAGAGGGGCAAGUCUCUUUCAUAGAGUAACACAGCCUGGCAACCUAGUGGUGGCUGACCCCUGUAGAGGGGCAAGUCUCUUUCAUAGAGUAACACAGCCUGGCAACCUAGUGGUGGCUGACCCCUGUAGAGGGGCAAGUCUCUUUCAUAGAGCAACACAGCCUGGCAACCUAGUGGUGGCUGACCCCUGUAGAGGGGCAAGUCUCUUUCAUAGAGUAACACAGCCUGGCAACCUAGUGGUGGCUGACCCCUGUAGAGGGGCAAGUCUCUUUCAUAGAGCAACACAGCCUGGCAACCUAGUGGUGGCUGACCCCUGUAGAGGGGCAAGUCUCUUUCAUAGAGUAACACAGCCUGGCAACCUAGUGGUGGCUGACCCCUGUAGAGGGGCAAGUCUCUUUCAUAGAGUAACACAGCCUGGCAACCUAGUGGUGGCUGACCCCUGUAGAGGGGCAAGUCUCUUUCAUAGAGCACCACAGCCUGGCAACUAGUGGUGGCUGACCCCUGUAGAGGGGCAAGUCUCUUUCAUAGAGUAACACAGCCUGGCAACCUAGUGGUGGCUGACCCCUGUAGAGGGGCAAGUCUCUUUCAUGGCAUGGAGUAACACAGCCUGGCAACCUAGUGGUGGCUGACCCCUGUAGAGGGGCAAGUCUCUUUCAUAGAGUAACACAGCCUGGCAACCUAGUGGUGGCUGACCCCUGUAGAGGGGCAAGUCUCUUUCAUAGAGUAACACAGCCUGGCAACCUAGUGGUGGCCGACCCCUGUAGAGGGGCAAGUCUCUUUCAUAGAGCAACAAAGCCUGGAAGACGACGAGCCGUGGCUGACCCCUGUAGAGGGGCAAGGUCUUUCAUAGAGCAACAAAGCCUGGAAGACGACGAGCCGUGGCUGACCCCUGUAGAGGGGCAAGUCUCUUUCAUAGAGCAACAAAGCCUGGAAGACGACGAGCCGUGGCUGACCCCUGUAGAGGGGCAAGUCUCUUUCAUAGAGCAACAAAGCCUGGAAGACGACGAGCCGUGGCUGACCCCUGUAGAGGGGCAAGUCUCUUUCAUAGAGCAACAAAGCCUGGAAGACGACGAGCCGUGGCUGACCCCUGUAGAGGGGCAAGUCUCUUUCAUAGAGCAACAAAGCCUGGAAGACGACGAGCCGUGGCUGACCCCUGUAGAGGUGCAAGUCUCUUUCAUAGAGCAACAAAGCCUGGAAGACGACGAGCCGUGGCUGACCCCUGUAGAGGGGCAAGUCUCUUUCAUAGAGCAACAAAGCCUGGAAGACGACGAGCCGUGGCUGACCCCUGUAGAGGGGCAAGUCUCUUUCAUGGCAUGGAGUAACACAGCCUGGCAACCUAGUGGUGGCUGACCCCUGUAGAGGGGCAAGUCUCUUUCAUAGAGCAACAAAGCCUGGAAGACGACGAGCCGUGGCUGACCCCUGUAGAGGGGCAAGGUUCUUUCAUAGAGCAACAAAGCCUGGAAGACGACGAGCCGUGGCUGACCCCUGUAGAGGGGCAAGGUCUUUCAUAGAGCAACAAAGCCUGGAAGACGACGAGCCGUGGCUGACCCCUGUAGAGGGGCAAGUCUCUUUCAUAGAGCAACAAAGCCUGGAAGACGACGAGCCGUGGCUGACCCCUGUAGCACACUGGGUCUCAAACCUGUCCUUGGGACCUCAAGCCAUUCCAUGUAUUUGAUCUAUUCCAGAACUAGCACACCUGAUUCAACUUUUCAACUAAUCAUCAAGCCUUUGUGUAGGUGAAUCAGGUGAGCUAGUUUAGAACUAGAUCUAAAUUGUGAAAAGUCUGGGGAGAGGUUUGAGAACCACUGCUGUAGAGGUGCAAGGCUCUUUUAUGGAAACCUAGUGCCAGUCUGUCACACUAGUCCGCUAGUACUGGAAUGCAGUGUUCCAUUGUUGGAGUGCAACCUGCCUCAAAGCAUAAUAAAGCCUCUGCCAAGAGGCUCAGACCUUUAUUGCACAGGAGGUUUCCUUGUAGCAAAGUCACUGGUUCCAGCUCCCUUAUUCACCACACAAUCAAAAUAAAUACAGUUGAAAGAUAGAACUGCUUGUCUUGAUCCAUUAUGUUGUUUGCAUGUCACUUUUGUUUGUAUUGGUGUGUAAUGGUACCUUUGUCAAGAGCUCUGUUACUACGUGUCAGUAAUUUAUGUACACUGACUGAAUGAGAGGUGUGUACACAAUCAAAAUGCCAUAGUCAGCUGUGGUUGUGUAGACUGAAUGAUACAGAUGACACAAGCUGCAUUUUUGCCCAUAGCUCACAGUUCCUGGUGUCUC
Molecule: messenger RNA, 3055 nt
Organism: Oncorhynchus masou masou (cherry salmon)
Lineage: Eukaryota; Metazoa; Chordata; Actinopteri; Salmoniformes; Salmonidae
Exons: 3
Coding region: 1-1272 (423 amino acids)
Source: RefSeq, a predicted model, not a curated record